GAUUUUGGACCCAAAACAAUAUGUACAAAAAAUCAUAUAAAUAAUCGAAUUUAUUCCAUCAAAUCUUCUUCCUUGUCUGGAUUUGGUUCACCAUCGUCGGAAAUCUCUGAUCUCUCUCAGGAUCGCUUGUUCGCUACGCAGAUCUCACCUGCCAUGACUCGAGGAAGUCAAAGAGAGCGUGACCGUGAAAGGGCUCUAGCUCGAACCGGAGGCAAAGGAAAGAACAAAGAUGAUGGAUUAACUCCUGAGCAACGUCGUGAAAGAGAUGCAAAAGCAUUGCAAGAGAAGACUGCAAAGAAAGCUGCUCAAGCCGCUGCUGCAGCUAGUUCCGGAGGAGGAGGAGGCAAAGGAAACAAUAAGUGAGAAAAAAUGAUCUAUGCUUCGAUGUUUGUAACUGUGCUUUUGAAUAUGAAAGUUUGGUGUUUGUGUUGAGAAUGUUUUGGCUUCGUUUGGUUUGAGUUUGUAUCAAAACUUAGACUUGGUGAUGUACUUUGAUUAAACCAAUGAUUACUCUUACAAUAUCUAUGAUUACAAGUACAUUUGUCCAAAUUCUUUGUUCUCAAUUGAGACAGAUCUUGCUUUGUUUUUACUUGUUUGAUAGUUUGUUUGUUGGAGUGGUUUGAGAAUGA
Molecule: messenger RNA, 629 nt
Organism: Arabidopsis thaliana (thale cress)
Lineage: Eukaryota; Viridiplantae; Streptophyta; Magnoliopsida; Brassicales; Brassicaceae
Exons: 3
Coding region: 154-363 (69 amino acids)
Source: RefSeq, marked reviewed